GCGCGCCGCCUUCAUAUAGUCAUACGCACCGGUCAAACGUACACGGUCGUUCCGCGUGCGGUUAUCGUCCGUUUUUUUUUGGGUUUUUUUCCGUUUUUUAUUUUCCAUAUUUUUUAAAAACAAAUAAAUUCAUCUUCGCACCCCAUAGUGGAAACCCAAAAAAAAUCGUCGUCGUGAGACAGUGCCCGUGUCGAGUAUUAUUGUAUACGAUAUUAUUAAUAAUAAUAUCGCGUUAUUAUUAGGAUCGUCGUUGUCACCUAUAUAUCAAUAUUACAUACACCUUAUAUUUAUAUAAUUGCUGUAUAAUAUACGCGCAGUGAUAAUAUUAUUAUUAAUUUUUUUAUUAUAAUCGCAAUUGUGCCGUUGCCGAGACACAUUCUCCGUGCGAGCAUCCGUCGCGCGCGCGAGUUCGUCCGUGUUUCCGUCCGUCCGUUAAGCUGGAGGGCUUACCCGCAGUGGCCGGCGGAGAGGGGCUGAGGCUGGCCACGGCCACCAGCGCCCAGUACCGUCGAGUCGACGACGAGUCAAAGCUCGCGCACAAGUUCCACCCGGCCGGGUUCGAAUUCUACCGGAACCUGCACAAGUUCCACAACCUGAACAACAACAACAACCACAGCAGUAAGAACAAUAACAACAACGACUCGCCGCCCUCAGAGAAGGCGGCUGCCGCGGCCGCUGCAGCCGCGGCCAUGAUCCUGCAACAGCACCACCGGAUCGGCGGUCUGCUGGCCGGACGGCGGUCGUCGUCAUGCGACGUCACCGCCGCCACAGCCGCGGCCACGGACCAGCAGCCGCUCGAUCUCAGCUCGCUGUCCGUGCCCAAGUACAACAACGGUGGCCGGGCGCAUCCGUACUUUGCGCACCACCACCACAACAGCCAUCACAACCGGGUGGCCGGCGGACACCAGCCGUCGUCCGCAAAGUCGACGGUGCCAUCGCCGCCCCCGAUGGCCCUGAUGCGCGCCGUCCACGCGGCCGUUGGUUCGUCGUCCGACGACGAUGACGACGACGACGACAACGAAGACGACGAAGACGACGAACGCGGAAGCAUCGGCGGCAGGAGGAGUCGUGGCGAUCAGUCGUCGCCGCUGCCGCCGCCCACGCCCAACGAAAACGACACUUCAGACCGACUGAUGAACCUCGAACACAAAUUCUACUGUCGAGAUGGUAUUGAUGCCCAAAGUAUGAAAAGUGAAAAGUCUCAAUCACCAGCUCCAGAAGAAGAUGAUAAUGGUGAUGAGGAAAGGGUGGAAGAUAUCGUUGAUCACAGCGAGGACAGUACUGGAAGUGAUUUGUUGCUCAACUCGGAUGGAUCACCAGAUAGAAUUGGAGCAUUAAACUUGGUUUCGCACAGACAUUCAGGUAGCUCUUCGAGCUCAGGCGUUAGCAGUACCGGACCAUCAGGAAAUUGUUCAGCAAAUGUAACAAGUGGAAGUGAUCCAUUAGCUGCACUACAAAGUCAGCAAUUCGCACAGAUUCCUGGAUUAGGAGUUUUAUCACCGCAAAGCAAUCCAUUGAUCGGAAGCCCUCCGGGCGGCCAAUCUUCUCUAACACCUCAAGAACUUCAAGCACUUUUUCAGCAACAGAUUCAAUAUUUAUUAAUGAGGCAGUCUACAGCAACACAUCAGAACCAGACUCCAUUUUUUUUCCAAAAUCAAGUCCAUCAAGCAUUGACUCAAGCAUCACUUCAACUACAACAGAUCCAACAGGCUCAAAAUAUGACUAACAACCAUCAGCAUUCUCCAGUUGGCAAUGGUCCUAAUCAGUCGAUACGUCCAGCUGCUUCUUCAACACCAUCCCAUCAUUCUAAACACUCCGCUCAGACCCAAUCAUCUAAUAAUGACUUGGAUCUAUCUGCAGCAGCUGCUCUAAGCCGGCUGGCAGAAACCAAAACUAGCACUGAUGAUACCACCGAUCUCGAAGAAUUAGAACAGUUUGCUAAACUCUUUAAGCAAAGACGCAUCAAAUUAGGUUUUACUCAAGGUGAUGUAGGCCUUGCAAUGGGAAAACUGUAUGGCAAUGAUUUCUCUCAAACAACAAUAUCUAGGUUUGAAGCUUUGAAUUUGUCUUUUAAAAACAUGUGCAAGUUAAAACCACUGUUGCAAAAGUGGCUUGUAGAUGCUGAUAGUACAAUGACCAAUCCUAGUGCUUUGUGUAAUCCUCUGACAACACCAGAAGCAAUCGGAAGACGUCGCAAGAAACGCACGUCCAUUGAAACAUCUAUAAGAUAUUCUUUAGAAAAAGCAUUUAGAGCAAAUCCUAAGCCUACAUCCGAAGAAAUAUCUGUAUUGGCUGAUAACCUAUCCAUGGAAAAAGAAGUGGUGCGUGUAUGGUUCUGUAACCGUAGGCAAAAAGAGAAACGCAUUAAUCCACCAACAACAACUAUGGCUGGUCAAACCACAUCUACCAACACAGAUAUGUUUACUGCUUCAAUGUCAGUACAAAACCAGAGUGACAUGUUUCCCAUGCUGACUUCUCCAGGACAUCCACUAGCACUUGUAUCUUCCCCAUCCAUUGGGGGUCAUCAUCACCAUCACCACCAUCAAAAUAACAGUGAGUGACAUUGGUCCAUCUCAUCGUCCCUAAACAAUGGAUUUGAUGAGCUCGGCCAACGUAGAUAUUUCAGGGCUCCUAUUGAUGGCAAAUUAUCACUCUGUUAGUCACAUAAAAUUUUCUAUUGACUUUCAUACUGAAAAUUAGCAACAAUUCCUAUGUAAAACAAAUAAUUAAAAAUAAAAACAAUUAAAAGAUCUAUCCUCGCAAUACUUAAUUAAGUAAAUCAACUAUGAUUUAAUUUAUUACAAUAUAAUGUUUAUAUUAUAGUAUAUGUAUACUUAUAUCUGUUUAUAAAUAGUUUGUACAUACAUUUAUUAUUUUGCAACAAACAAAGAAAUAGUGGUUAGUAUUUUAAUAAUUAAUCAUACUUAGUAGGUAACUUAAAUUUAGAUAAGUAUUUUUUUUUUUUGAUCUGUUGUAACAAUGUUAGUGAAAUAUUUCAUUUCUUUUCAUAUUGUAAAUAGUAACAUUAAAUUUGGGGAUUAAUCAAAAUAAUGUCAUUGUCGGUCUGAAAAUCAAACUUUUUAAGUAUUUUUUUGUGCUAACAAGCGCUCUUUCUUUUGUUAAUUAAUUUAUAUGUAAGUAUUUUUUUUUUUUUAAUGUGUUUCUCGAUAAAACUGUUUUAGUGACAGUUCAUACCUGUAAGUGAUUAUAUUAAUCUGAAAAUUGUAUUAACUAUAGUAUUAAAAUAUUCAGUCUUAGAAAACCACCAAUCGAGAACAUUAUGUAUGUUAAAUUCGUUAUCAUUUUUCAUUGUUACACCGUUGCAGGUGGUGGUUUUUUUGGGAUUAAAUACACUCCGACAGUGUCAAUGAUGUUAAAAUUAUACAAAUUCAUAACCUGGAGACUUGAAAAAAGUACAAUUUUUUUUUUUUUGAAGAAUUUUAAAUAUAAUGAAACAUUUAAGGAGACAAUAACAAUUUUCAUAGUUCAUUGUUUGCUGUGUUUUAUUAGUAUGACUUUAUAACUCAAACCUAUAUAUUAUAAAUAAUACAUUUUGGCUUUUUUUAAAUCUGUUCAAUUCAAUAAACUAAAUUCAAAAUCAAUAAUUAUCGGUUUUUGGGUCCAUUCACAGCAUAUGAAACUUUUUUUUAAAUUCACAUAUCAUUCAAAUCCACCUUUUUUUAUUCAUUUCACAAAAGUUCCUAAAGUCUUGCCUGUAAGGCAAUUGUGUAGUUAUUAAUCAAUUCUUAUCAUAUUUUAAGUCCUAGUGAUUAUUUGCCAGUUAUUAUUUUGAAAUGAUUUCAGUAAGUUUACCAUAACCUAAACAAUAACCAUGGCUAGGAAUACAAGGAAUUCCAAGGAACAAAUCAAUAUCGGUUUGGUUCCAACAAAUU
Myzus persicae (green peach aphid) is the source of this 3893-nucleotide messenger RNA. Its product is annotated as POU domain protein 2-like. The transcript has 8 exons. The record is from RefSeq and is a predicted model, not a curated record. Gene Ontology annotation, molecular function: RNA polymerase II cis-regulatory region sequence-specific DNA binding; DNA-binding transcription factor activity, RNA polymerase II-specific. Lineage: Eukaryota; Metazoa; Arthropoda; Insecta; Hemiptera; Aphididae. Gene Ontology annotation, biological process: regulation of transcription by RNA polymerase II. Bases 690 to 2561 code for a protein of 623 amino acids.